Eremothecium cymbalariae DBVPG#7215 is the source of this 1308-nucleotide messenger RNA. It is a transcript of the gene ZNG1, whose product is annotated as GTP-dependent zinc transferase. NCBI's taxonomy places the organism in Eukaryota, Fungi, Ascomycota, Saccharomycetes, Saccharomycetales, Saccharomycetaceae. The record is from RefSeq and is a predicted model, not a curated record. Bases 1 to 1308 code for a protein of 435 amino acids. The transcript has a single exon. Gene Ontology annotation, cellular component: cytoplasm.
AUGAUGUCCAACGCAAGUAUGGUGUAUGUUCAUCAAACUACAAGCGUGUCUAGGAGAAAGAAGAUGCCAUUGAAAGACUUUAAGUAUAAUGCAGAAGAAGAUGGUGAUGUACCACCGUUGGUUACUGGUGACGAAGAUGAUUUAGAGAGUAUAUUAUCUAAUGUGAAAGCAGAUGGAGGUUUAAAUUUGGUUAGUGAGAAAAAGAUCAUGAUGGCUAAUAAGCAGUUUACUGAGGAGAAGGAAUCACGGCAAAAGAUCCCUGUAACCGUAAUUACAGGUUAUUUAGGGUCAGGGAAAUCUACAUUAUUAGAGAGAAUUGUACUUAAGGGCUCAGAGUUGAAGAUUGCUGUGAUUUUAAACGAAUUUGGAGAUUCUUCGGAAAUCGAAAAGUCGAUGACGAUUAGGAACAACGGCAAAUCCUACGAGGAAUGGUUAGAUUUAGGCAAUGGAUGUUUGUGUUGUAGUUUGAAGGAUGUAGGUGUUAAAGCCAUUGAGGCUAUGGUUGCGCGAUCGCCGGGGAAGAUCGAUUACAUAUUGUUGGAAACAAGUGGUAUCGCUGAUCCCGCACCAAUUGCCAGGAUGUUUUGGCAGGACGAGGGCUUAAGCAGUAACAUCUAUAUAGAUGGUAUUGUUACGGUUCUAGACAGUGAGCAUAUUUUGUCUUGCCUGGAUGAUGUGACAGGAGAUAGCCACUGGCAUGGUGAAAAGGUGGUUUUAGACGAUGGCAUUACAGUUGCACAUUUGCAAAUAGCGAUGGCUGAUACAAUACUUUUAAAUAAAAUUGAUAAAUUAGAAAAAUCCGAAAUGGCGGUUGCCCAAGUUGAGGAUAGAGUUCAAGGUAUUAAUGCACUUGCUCCUAUUUAUCACACAAAAUAUGGCAACAUAUCUCUAGAUAAAAUUUUGAAUUUACAUGCCUUUACCGUUUCUAAUAUACUAGAGACACAUGGGACCUUUCAUGAUCCACGGAUAUCAACAGUCACGCUGAGCUGUAGACCUUUAAAAAAUUACGAGGAAUUUCAAGUGAUUGAGGAGCAGUUUCUCCAAUUGCUUCUAUGGAGAGACUUUGGCAGGGAUGAGGAUGGGACAGAGAUUGGGCUGGAAGUUCACCGAACAAAAGCGCUGAUAAUCGUUGGAACAGAUGUAAAAAUUGUGCAGGGAGUAAGAAAUACAUAUGAUAUUUUACCCGGUGACCUUUUACCCAACGUCGAAGAAUGUAAGUUUGUUUUUAUUGGAAAGUACUUAGAUGCAGAGCAUCUACAAACAAAAUUAGAAAAAGCGCUGAAGAACCACGACAGCAGUACUAAAUAA